Molecule: messenger RNA, 935 nt
Organism: Phalaenopsis equestris
Lineage: Eukaryota; Viridiplantae; Streptophyta; Magnoliopsida; Asparagales; Orchidaceae
Product: probable DEAD-box ATP-dependent RNA helicase 48
Exons: 1
Coding region: 381-935 (184 amino acids)
Source: RefSeq, a predicted model, not a curated record
GCAAACUCCUUUAGAGUCAUGCAAAAUAGCUGCUUUAUUUACUUGCAACCAAACAACUCCUAAGAUCUCUCGUUUUGAAGUCAAAUGAUGCAAAUUGCGAAUGAUUGGAGUUUUUUGCUGUAGGGCCACUUGACACUUAAUACUCCAAACUAGGUACUUGAAAUUGAUCUUUGCCGAGAUGUAUAGUGCUCCAAAUUCAUCCUUCCAUUAAUUUGUAAAUAAGAUAAACCAAAGCCAUGUAAAGAGAUAAACACUGAACGGUGGAUGUGACAUUAUUGUCCACAAAAUCUCCAGCUGAUCCCAAUAGCAAAAUCUCUAUCGCUUCACCGUCUCCUGGUUUCGCCGUCGAUCAAAAUCCUAGGGUUUACUAACAAACCAGGAUGCCGUCUGCCGUGAUCCUCCCAGCAUCCAUCGCCAUCCCUAGAUCCUCCAACCGAUCCCUAUGUUCCUGCGGGGUUUUCACCGGCACCGACAUAUUUCAAUCCUUUUCCAUUGCCACCACCUCAUUCACAACUGCCGGCGACUACAACUCGUUGGCCACCAUCCGCAUGGGUGGCGGUCCCCGCACCUACCCCGGCGGCGUAUCUAAGUGGCAGUGGAAGCGAAUGCAGGCUAAGAAGUCGAAGCAGCUGCUCAAAGCUCGGCUGUGCCGCGAACGCCAGCUCUACGAGAUGCGGAAACGAGCGGAGCUCAAGGCUGCCAUUUCUGAGCUCGAGCGUCCCUGGGAGGUUGUGGAGCGCGCCCCCGUGCUCUUCUCCACCUCCGCCGAUGAGCAGAUAAAGGCGCUGGCCGAUCGCUUCCAGCGCUCCAACGGCUUCGACAUGUGGUCGGAGAGGGAUGGCCCCCAACUCUUCCGCUCCCCUGAUGAUCUCCCCUCCGUCCACAGCCUGAAACCCCGUGGCGUUGUUAUGACGGCGGGAAGGAGGAGAAGAUGA